GGCAAACAAAAUUCAGAGAUGCUUAAAUGGGGACUCCUCCUCCCGCGGCGAUAGGUACCAGGGGCACUGUAGGAUCUCUGGUGAGGAAGGAAAUUGAAUACUUCACCAUGUUCGAGUUAGAGACGAGGUUGUUGUUCCAAAGACAACAACCUCGUGCACAAGCUGUGGACCAGGUUUCUGCAAGAGGAUUUUCUAGCUGCAGACCCAGUUUCUGGGUGUCGCUAAUGACCUGGAAGAGGAAGAAGCGAAAGUUCUCUAGUGGGUUCCUCCCAAAGAUCUGUUCUGUUUCAGAAGUAGCAGAGACCCAUCAUCUAGACAGAAUCCCAGGAUUCAGCUACAGGAUCCUCAGUACUGAUAUCAACAACUUCGGAGACUGCAAGGAUUGUGUUAUAUGACAUGAUGAUAUUGAUAUCAUAUCUCUCUUUGGUAUCUAAUGAAACUCACAAGAUAUCUGUGACAGUAAUUAAGCAAAGGUAGUUGGUAUUUUCCCCUGUAAUUUUCUCGUGGUUUUAAUCUAAAACCAGUGUUGGAGACUGUUGUGGAUAUUGUUGCCAACAAGACUGAGGAUUUUACAUAUCAAUUUGGCUUUCGUUA
Molecule: messenger RNA, 594 nt
Organism: Neltuma alba
Lineage: Eukaryota; Viridiplantae; Streptophyta; Magnoliopsida; Fabales; Fabaceae
Source: RefSeq, a predicted model, not a curated record